Messenger RNA from Fopius arisanus, 2521 nucleotides. RefSeq names its product Autophagy-related 13 (gene Atg13). The transcript is spliced from 5 exons. NCBI's taxonomy places the organism in Eukaryota, Metazoa, Arthropoda, Insecta, Hymenoptera, Braconidae. Gene Ontology annotation, biological process: piecemeal microautophagy of the nucleus; mitophagy; protein localization to phagophore assembly site. The coding region runs from base 488 to 1762 and encodes 424 amino acids. The record is from RefSeq and is a predicted model, not a curated record. Gene Ontology annotation, cellular component: Atg1/ULK1 kinase complex; cytosol; phagophore assembly site.
AAAAAAUGUACUUUGGUAUGCGGUAAAUGCGAUUACAGUCAUUAGCGUAAAACAUGGCGUCAGUAUUCCACUGGCAUUUUACAUCUGAGCAUAAGUAUCACUGAUAGUGAAUUAUUAUUGCACAGUGAUAGUCAAGGCGCCAGUGAGUCGAUCUGAGAAGUGCCGUUGUCAAAGUAAAUAACAACGAUUUUUUUUCUCAUUCGCCUAAUCGAAUAGUCAUCGCGUUCCUAUUGACGCUAAAUGUUUGCCAGCACGUGAAUCAAGUGUCUGUCUCUCAAACAUCACUUCUCUACUGCAUCUAAAUCCUGAUAAAGUUGUUCUAAUCGACUUCCAAUCACUUGAACGACACGAGAAAUAAAUAAGGAAGAGGAAAGUUCUCCGGGGGUCACAUGACCUAGGAUGUUGUGGCCAUUGACGUCUUCAUCUUGUCAAUAUUACUGCCACACACAAGGAAAUAUAAAUUGACGUCAAACUAGUCUUGAGAGAUAUGUCGAACAUGAAGCUCAGUAUGCAGGACAAGAAGGAUUUGGAUAAAUUUAUGAAGUUUUUGGCACUCAAGGCUGCUCAGAUUAUUGUGCAGUCCAGAUCAGGAGAGAAGGUCAUUACAAAAUGCAAACCAGACUCGUCUGCAGCUGAUUGGUUCAAUCUGGCAGUUCCCGAUCUUCCCGAAGUCCUAGCAGAAGCCAAAAGAGUUCUCUGUGCAGAAAUAGUGAGUUCUGCGAUCCCUCUUUGCAUUGAAAUUUCCUUGAGGACUGUGGAAGGUGACACGAUGGUCCUAGAAACCUGGAGUCUGGGAGUUUUACCGGAACAAAACGAUCCCACCAUCAGAGUCACCUAUACCGUAUACAAUCGAAUGGGAAUUUUAUUAAAAUCAUUGGUGUCUGUUUCGAGAGUCACACCGGCUUAUAAAUUAAGUAGACGACAAGGACCCGAUUCUUACGUUAUUUGCUACAGAAUUUAUAUGGGAGAACCUCAGUUACACACGUUAGGAGAUAAUUAUAAACACGUUAGGGUAGGCCAAUUAUGUACACCCGUUGGUACGAUACAUUUAUCAGUGUCAUACAGAACUAAAAUGACGAUAUCACCCACUCACACAAGCAGAGAUUCCAUUAUGCUCAAGAGUGAUCAUUUUCAUUCGGAUUUAAGCCCUAGACAUGCUAGAUAUCAACAAAGUGAAGAAACAUCAAAAUCGUUGAGCGAUACAAUAAAAGUGGGAGCAUUUGUGAUAAAUAAACAAGUAGUAGUGAAUGAGGAAGAUCUGGUAAUCCCCGAUGUCCCAUUCAGUUCACUUCUGAUACCUAGACAAACAUCACCACCGCCGGGACCACCAGCGGAGACAGCAAGUGCACCUACAAGUGCUACCACAGCAUCUCCACCGAUUCCAGCUCCUUCUGCUAGCAGCAUCAGUGCAAUAACAUCUGAUAAUCAUAAUGGAAACGACAAAACAAUAAUUGAUAAUGCUACGUCGAAAUGUAACUCCAGGAAUGGCUCUAGACGGAGCAGCUGCUCCAUAACCAGUGCCAAUGACGAUUUCAUUAUGGUAGACUUGAAAACUCCAUUUGCCGGCACAAACACAAACAGCGAUCUGGGUGCCUUCUACAGAGAAUGCCAGAGUGCCCCUCAGCUUCAGGCCUUUAUGGAAGAACAAACAUUAUCAGAUCAAGUUGGCGACUUGACGAAGCAAUUGGAGACGUUUGAGACAAACAUGCAUAAGUACGAGGAUAUACUCACUUCGUUAUGUCAAUCCGACAACAAUAAUUAGUGAAAGAACGAAUUGAGAAUUUCUAUCACUUGGACAGACUGAGCUUCUCUUUCACUUAUGAUAAGGCAAAAAUUAAGUAAUUUAUAGAUUUGGUUAAUGACAGGGGAUGAAACAGGAUUUUCUCAUUUUUCUAUACUUCGCACAUGAGAUUUUUCUAGUCGAUUUGAAGGACUUGUUUAUACGUAAAAGAUUUUAAAAUCUGAUAAAAAUGGUCUUUCGGCAUUUUCCUUCAAAAACUUAUUUUCGCGAGCCGUAAACUAUUAUUUAUGAAUUCAUAUUAUUCACUCAUCUCCUGUUUCUUCCCACAGAAUUGCUGCAGGUUCAUUUAUUAGUUAUCAAGAAUAGAAUUCAAUCGGCUUUCUAUACAAAUGUUUCAGUAAGUAAAAAAAUGUGCUAGAUUUUGCAAUAAAAGCAACUUAAGCGAGUUAACAGAAUAGGCCUUUGGAUUGGGUCUUGAAAAACUGUAUUAAUGCAGAGUUUUUAAUAUUUUAAAAUUUUUUUUCUUUGUUGAAAGAGAGAUUGUUAUGCUUAUUACCUUUAUAAAACAGAAUCAAUUGAGAAAAUAUAAUUGACACGUUAAAGUGAGGGAAAAAAGUGGUUUGCUAUCAAUAUAUUAUUAUAGUUUUCAUUAGACCCAUGAUAAAUUAUUGUCUGUAUAUACUGUAAAUUACGUUUGUUGUAAUGUUUAUUAUUGAUUGUCAUAGGAAUAUUAUUUUUUUUAAAUAAUACUUAUGAAUUACAUGAGAAUUGGUUCAUUAA